UUGAAUCGUUGUAGAACUUUUUUAUUUAUAUUAAUUGUAGGAACCCGCUCUGUCUCUGCGGAUUCUCCUCAGAGAUCCCCAUCGUAUGCUAGCGAUAGACCUUCACCUUCGCCGAGGCCUUCGCCUUCGCCGACAGGUACCGCCUCUAGAAUUGCGGCAGCAGCUGGAAAAAAGCCAAGUUUCUUGACUGUGGUUGAAGAUGCGAAAGGAAAAAAGCAUGUUCGUAGAGCUGCAUCAUCCGCUACUCGAAAAGUUCCACUUGACAUGCUCGAUAAAGCGGGACCUGCACCAUCCAUGUUCGAGAAAGCAACAAAGCUGGGUAUGGAUUACCAGACAGCUGCUGAAAAGUACAAGGAGUAUGUUGAGAGUGGCGCUGUGCAAAAGGAGAAACAUCGCUCGCAAACACCGCCUAUGAAGAGGAAAGAAAGCAGAUUGACUCGAGCUGUAGAGAACUGGAGAAGUAAUCGAGCAAAGCGAAAGUGGAAACAGGUGCUGGAUUCUGAUGAAGUCAUGGCAGGCUACGAACUAGAUUUUCUUCGUCUGAAAGAGAUGGACACAGAAGAUAAAGAUACCGUAGAUGGCGGUUUUAAGCUAUGGAUAGGCAAAGACUACGUCAACUACGUCCGCAAGGAUUUCAUUGAUGUUGAUUUACCCUUCCAUGACUUCAUUGACCGAGGAACAACUCCACGAAUGCCAUGGCAUGACAUUCAUUCUGUGACCUUUGGCGAUGCAGCUAGGGAUGUCGCCAGGCAUUUUAUACAACGGUGGAAUGCAACGAAAACGGAGAAGUGCAAGGAUGACACCAAUUAUCCUUAUCUGCUUCCGAAAAGCCAUGAGAACCUCAAAGUCCCACGAGUAUUUAGAAAUCCUGACUUUAGCUACAACGUGAACAUUCAGGUGUGCUCAUGCUUUCGUUUGAUUCAGUUUUGA
Cylicostephanus goldi is the source of this 930-nucleotide messenger RNA. The record is from the annotation of a GenBank genome assembly. Lineage: Eukaryota; Metazoa; Nematoda; Chromadorea; Rhabditida; Strongylidae.